AUAACUUGUGUAUUUUUAUCAGACCUACAUUAAUUUUUUUUUUUCUAAUCGGAGUUUUAACAGUCAAAGUAAUAUAUAUUUUGGUGCAUUAGAAUACAAAACACUUAACUGUGUAAUUGUUGUUUAAUAUUAUCCGCAUAUUGAAACGAAACUCGCGACGCGGUCAUUUGCGUUGUGAGAGCAACAUUAGAUAUUGGGGAAAUUACUCAUACACUAAUGUUUACUCUUUAUAUACACAGAAAUACAACUAUGCAUCGUCUAACAACCGCAAAGUAUUUACAUUAGAAAUUAAAUACUUUAAUGGAGUAAUUCUUACUGUAAAUGUUUCAAAAACUACAGUUUCAACGCUUGACAAGUAUACACAGUAUAUUAGCAAUUGAGGGAGAACUCCGCUUUGUGAAGAUACAAAUUGAGCCUUAAAAUCUUCAAUAUUAUUGGAGCCAAAAGCAAACAUAAUGGGCGGCGGCAAAAACAUACGCCGCGGCUUGGAGCCACUGGAAUUUGAAGAGUGCAUCGUCGAUAGUCCAGAUUUUCGUGAAAAUUUAAAUCGGCAUGAAAAGGAACUGGACCACACUAGUCAUCAAAUCAAACGAAUAAUCAAAGAGGUCAAAGAUCUUAUGAGUGCGGCAAAAAUGCUGUCCACUAGAAUGAAACAAUUGGCCAUUUUACUUACCGACUUUAACUUUGAGUGCAUAGGCACAGCUCAGACCGACGAUGAGAAUGUUAUUUGUGAAAGCCUGAAACGUUUCGGUGCUAUAAUUGGCAAUAUCGAAGAUGAGCGCGAAAAAAUGCUAACUCUUGCUGAUAAACAUAUUAUUGAGUCACUGGAGGAUUUUCGAAAAAAACAAAUUGGUGGCGUCAAAGAGAAAAAAAAAUUUGAUAAGAAAACGGAGAAAUUUUGUCAGUCGCAGGAGCGUUUUCUGAAUAUGUCAACAAAAAAGCCAGAAAACACAAUACAGGAGGCGGAUGCUAGUUUGGGCAUGCAUGAGCGCGAAUAUAUUCAAGAGUCGCUGAGCUAUGUUUUGCGCAUACAGGAAGUGCAGGAGCGAAUUAAAUUCGAAUUUGUCGAAAUACUGCUCGCAUUUAUUUCUGGCUGGUUGGUGUUUUAUCACACAGCACACGAACAGGCGGAAGAUCAUCGCGACUACCUGCAAGAUUUGAGGCACAAAGUGCAAAAAACUCGGGAAAAUUUCGAGGAAGCACGCGAAAAAGUGACUGAGCUGAAAACGAAGUACAUGGAAAAACGCACAAAGCCCGAGGAAAUUUUUACAAAACGUGGUUACCUAUUUUUAAUGGAAAAAAAGCCAUUCAAAGCAACAUGGACAAAGUACUACUGCACAUUCAAGAAGCAAAAGCGGGAAUUCACCAUGCUCCAGUUCAAUCAGAUGAAUCACAAUUUUACGAGACCCGAGGCGCGUGACGAUGAAAAACUAACGCUGUUCUCUUGUCAACGACGGGCAUCCGAGUUUGAGAAGAGGUUUUGCUUUGAUUUGACCUUCAAGGAAAAGCCAGGAGUCGUGUACACAUUUCAAGCUUUGAGCGAAAAAGAUCAUCGUUAUUGGAUAAGCGCUAUGGAUGGCACGGAGCCGACAUAUUUGGCACCCGGAAAAAUCAAAGUCAGCGAAGCAUAUCAACUGGAUGAAGCCGGGUUCAUGUUUAUCCGUAAAUGCAUUCAGGUAUUAGAAAUUCGUGGUCUGGAGGACGAGGGCAUUUACAGAAAAAGUGGCGUUGGAACAAAGAUCAGCAAGUUGCUGUCCCUUGGUCUAAAUCAAAAGGAAACGGAAGACGUAUUUGUCGACGAAAAGUAUCGGGAUUUAAUGGAGAGCAAUACCAUUGCUAGUGCCCUCAAAAUGUAUCUUCGGAAUCUGAACGAGCCGCUAAUGACGUAUAAGUACCAUAGCGAUUUCAUUGAAGCAGCAAAGCAAGAAACCCUGAACCAACGCGUGAAUGAGGUGCACAAGCUGGUCUACAAAUUGCCCCAGCCCAAUUUCCAGAUGCUGGAUAUGGUUAUUUCGCAUUUAAAAGAUGUUUCCCGCAAGUACGAGAAGAACAAAAUGUCCGUAUUUAAUCUUGGAGUUGUCUUCGGGCCAACAUUGUUACGCCCGCGAGAAGAGUCCGUUGCCGCCAUAUUGGACAUCAAGUUUAACAACAUCGUCAUCAACAUUCUAAUCGACAGCUAUGAGCGGAUUUUCAAGAACAAACCGAGCAGCGACGUUAAGUUGCCGGACACCACGAAAACGCCGAGUAUCAUGUACCCCAGUCGCAGCAGUCCACCAACUCGAAUGCCGCGCGCUUCGCAAAUAGGAAAGGCGGCAUCGACGGGCGCAAUGGGCAGUGGGAGUACGGCGGCCAAUCCCAUGUUCUUGAACCAGCAGAAGAUCUAUCGGGUGGUAAACAAGUCCAACUGUACGGAGCCCACGAUGUCGUCGAGCUUGCAAAAUAUUCCAAACGGCGAUAAUUACGCCCUUGGCAUGUCCAGUGGCGGAUCGACCGUUAUCAACAGUUCCGGCGGUGCUGGCUGCAUAUCGCUGUCGCCACCGAUGCACAUGCUAAACGGAAUACUCGCGCCAACAGUGGGCAGCAUCAAUAACCUACACACCAUUUCGAAGAACGACUCGAGCUCAAGGCGAUACGUGCCCAGCUCGUGUACCGAUACCGAUGUGGCACCCGAUUAUGGUAUUAUAAGUGCCAGCGUGGCCAACAAUGGCGGUGUGACGUUACAGGCGCACCAUGCCGUACCCGUGAGCAGUACGAGUAACUUCCGACAUCCCGAUUAUCUGAUGACCACGGCCACGCCAGUGUCAUCGCAAUCGGGGUCAAGCAACCAUAUAUAUACAAACACGGCGAGUGGUGCCGGUGCCGGUGGUGCUACGUCAAGCAAUCGUAUUAGUCUUAAUAAUCUUUCCCCGCCAAAUACCGCAACGCGAAAGGAGCGAUUUCUGGGCAGCGUCAGUGGGCCGCAACAGCAUCCGCCCGUCCAACGGGGACUGCACUCCUAUGGCCAGACGAAACACUAUUCCCCCUUGAUGCCAACCUCAACGUCGAGCUCCAACGACAGUGUUUGUGAUUCACUCUCUUCCAACAACGGCCUGGGCAGCAGCUCCGUUGUGGCAACUAGCAACAACAGCGGCAAUGUCACACAGCACCUGAACACAAGGAACUCCAAUGAGUAUGCACUGAGUCUUGGUCCCACCUACGACGAGAUCGUUGCGGAGACCACAUUGCCCUCCGUUAGUCUCAGCUGCGGCGGUUCCGCCAACGAAAGCUCCGAAUAUCCGCCAAGUAAAAUGCAUCGUAAUCGCGACAUUAACCAAAUAAAACGGGAUUUGUCAACGGGCACAGCUCGAGUGCGCACACUUUAUGCUUGUAUGGGAGAAAGUGAGGGUGAGCUUUCAUUUGAGCCUAACCAAAUAAUAACUAAUGUUCGGUAUUCUCAUGAACCUGGCUGGCUGCAAGGUACACUAAACGGCAAAACAGGACUCAUUCCGGAGAACUAUGUGGAACACUUAAAGCCUCAUCAUUAGAUUAUGAGUUUGCAGAGUUCCCCCUAUUAUUUUUUGCAUACGUCGGUAGAUAAAAUUAAAAUGAAAUUUAGGAAAUCUGAAAAUAAUCGUUGUGUAAAAACUAAUUUCGAUGAUGAUAUACCCAUGGGGUUUUACAUGAGAUGAAUUGCAUUUUAUGCCAACCCAGGAAACCACAAUCUUACCUUAUAAAUAUGUUAACCUUUAUAUUACCAUGACCAUAAAAUGUACUUAUUUUUAAUUAAUUAAUAAGGAGUAUAAACUCAGUGCAACUGCAAAGAUUUAUUUACUAAUUGUUACGCUCUUCAUUUGUUGCUUAUUUAUACAUAAUUCACGUAAUUUGUGCAAAAAUGGAUUACAUCGUAUCUAAUAUCUACUACAUAUACCAUUGUAUAAAAAUAAAUAGCAGUGCUUCGAUCACUUUUAAAAUGUAAACUUUAAACUGAAGUCUGCCAUAUAUCAUAUCAAAAAAAAAAAAAAACAAUAAUAAUAAAUAUUUUCUUAGCAAGGCAAAGAAAACGUAGAAUGUUGAAAA
Messenger RNA from Drosophila ficusphila, 4056 nucleotides. RefSeq names its product rho GTPase-activating protein 26 (gene Graf). The record is from RefSeq and is a predicted model, not a curated record. Gene Ontology annotation, cellular component: cytoplasm. Gene Ontology annotation, biological process: signal transduction. Lineage: Eukaryota; Metazoa; Arthropoda; Insecta; Diptera; Drosophilidae. Gene Ontology annotation, molecular function: protein binding; GTPase activator activity.